Molecule: messenger RNA, 537 nt
Organism: Chaetomium globosum CBS 148.51
Lineage: Eukaryota; Fungi; Ascomycota; Sordariomycetes; Sordariales; Chaetomiaceae
Exons: 3
Coding region: 1-537 (178 amino acids)
Source: RefSeq, a predicted model, not a curated record
AUGUUGUCAAUGUUGAAUGACGAUGGGCCAGCAAAGCUAUCCAUCAAUUUUAAAGCGGCGGAUGCGACUGCGUCAAAGCAGCAUCGAACCUUGAAGGAGGGUGUCAUUGAAGCCAGGGGGCCGGGGAAACUGGGUCGCCCACGCCCGUCUGGGGGCAAGGCCAGCAUCAAAAUCAAGGACCACAAGUGGAACGAGAAGGCGUUGGAGGGAACAAGGCUUUCCCAUUCACUGCCAGACGGCCUGACUAACCGCAACCACUACACACGCACCAAUGACGAAGCGUUGUGGGAGGAGAAAACGGGGUUGAGCGGAGGUUGUCGGCUGUGGAGACCCGCUUGGGCGGCACAUGGCUCCCGGCUCUCGGUUGUAGCAGCGGGCACGGCAUUGCCAUCCUUACCAUCCCCCGUGUUUGCUUGUGGGUGGCAGGGUGGCUUGAAGAGGCACCUCGGGGAUAAGUUCCCGAGUUGUCCCCGGACUCAUCCCAGCAGCCCUAUUCCCUAUUGUAUUUUCACACGCCCUACCAAGUACAAAGUAUAG